AUGAACAUGGAGCCGCGGAAGUCCAUCGGGACGAGCUCCUUUGUGGUUUUGGCAACCAGCUGCUCAGCGGUUUGCAGCUAUCUUCAUGAGGGCUUAGCGUCACUUCGUGCUGCUGGUGCAAUUGCCGCCACGGCCAUCUUCAGUGCACGUUUGGGAGCUUCACUUACAAGCAAAGUGAAACCCAAAACCCUGAAGAAAGGCUUUGGGGCCUGGCUUCUUCUGGUAAGCGCGAUCAUUUUGGCGAAAGCUUUCCGCUUGAUGCCUGUCACGACUUCGCUUCCACACGCGGGUAGCUCCACGGCAUUGCUGCCUCUAAUGUUGCUGGGAGUUUUCAGUGGCCUGAUCUCUGGACUCCUUGGUGUCGGAGGUGGCACUGUUCUGGUGCCGGUGCUCGCCUUGCUGUUCUCCUUUCCCCAAUCUGAAGCGCAAGGAAGUGCUUUACUGGCAAUGCUUCUUCCAUCAGUGGUGAGCACCACAACGCAUUGGUCCAAAGGCAACGUCGACCGAGCUGUGGUGGGUUUCGCUGUGCUCGGCGCCGUGCUGGGCGGCUUCAGCGGGGGCUCGGUGGCUGCCGUCCUCCCGGAGCGUGCCUUGCGGAUGGUCUUCGGCUGCGUGCUGUCGCUGGUGGCGGUAAAGUAUAUGAGAUCCUAA
This is a messenger RNA of Durusdinium trenchii, 651 nucleotides long. Lineage: Eukaryota; Dinophyceae; Suessiales; Symbiodiniaceae. The record is from the annotation of a GenBank genome assembly.